CCUCAAAAUCAGAAUGCGUUGGGUGUUGCUAGUAUGGCUUUUAGCAGCCAUGGCGACGUCAGCUGUUCAAUCAGCUGCAUGCCCUCCGAACACAUUUACGUGUGCCGAUGGAAGUUGCAUUCCAUCAGAUUGGAAAGGAGAUGGUGAGAAAGAUUGUGAAGAUGGAUCAGAUGAAGAAGCGGUUACCGGUGAGACAACAACAAAGUUUGAUGAAGUCGUCAGUGCACCGACAACACCUGGAUCAGAUGAAGAUUGUGAUUGGGGAAUGCAACAGAGAAUUGAUAACUGCUCUGAGCCAAUUGUACACUUUUUAAGUCAAAUUGAAAGAUUGAACUUGAAGAAUAUGUCAUUCCUGACGUCAUCGGAAAUUCAAUCGCGAUUCGAAGCCGGAUGUAAUCUAAUGACAACCUACCAAGAAUGUGUUGGAAAUCAGAAGGGAUGUAUGCCAGAUGAAGGUGUUCAUUCAUGGGGAGAAGUUGAAGUUUUUAUGUGUCAAUUGGUUCUUCCAUCAGUUAAAGAACAUGCUGGAUGCUUCAAAUCAUCUGCUGAUCCAAGAUGUGAUGCUAGCAAGACAUCAUCAUCUUCCACUCUCUGCGGCCUUGUCACCUCAAUUCAAACUGCCACAUCUUGUUUAGAAACCAUUCGCCCGGAAACUUGCUCCUCCGAUGCUAUUGAGAUGCUCAGUCCAAUCAGAGAAGAGACUGAACACAUCGUGUCAGCCAUUAGAUGUGUGACACCUGAACAGCAUGCAUCAAGCACUACUCUAAUUGUCGAUGAGACAACUGAAUCAACAUCGGCAUCCGCUGAAGAUGAUGAUGAUGAUGUAUUGACAACAAACACUUCUGAAGAAUCAACAGCAACUACUGCUCAUGAUGAAGAGGUUGAGAAUAAACCAGCUCUUAAUAUCAAUAUGGCUGAUGCUGUCAAUUCCCUAUAUUACAUUUAUGAUAUCUGCUCUGCCAAUUAUUCUGCUGAUCCAUUUGCAGCUAUUGCUGAUAAAAUCUGUGCAAAGCAGGAUGAAAUUGCAAAAUGGUCUAAUUGUUAUCAGAAGACAUUGGAGAAGGAGAAAUGUGCAAUCAGAAAUGCCACUUCUAAAUGUGAGGCAUUGAUUUCUUAUAAUAACAAUUUGGAUUGUGCCAUUGUUACCAUGAAUGAUGAAUGUGAAGUUGAUGCUCAAAAUCUUGUUGUAGAACUUCAAGAAGAAGUUAAUGAUCUCAUCAUUGCUGGAAAAUGCUUUGAAGAUAAGAAAGAAGAAGAAAAGGAACCAGUCAAUGAUGGUGACUUCCAUCUCCAAUCAACUCUUCCAAAAUGUACUGAAGAGCAAGAAAACGGAGCACUUGGAUGUCUUGUUGAACUUGUUGAGAUUAACAAAAAGCUCACAGCAUUUGCAAAUCUUAACUUCCUUUUGGAAAUCGCCAGUCCAAACUCGACGGUUGUCGAAGGAAUUUGCUCAUUAUUUGCUCGUUACGAACAAUGUCUAUCUGCAACUGUAUUCAAAAAUUCUCAACGCUGCUCGUUUGCUUCUCCACUCAAUUCACUCGCCAGAAUCGGUCUCGCACCAAUCUGUUCCCUGGAUUCCCGACCAUUGUUGUCAAAGCACAGAGAUUGUUUCGAGAAGCUUGCCACAGAAGCUGAUGAAGAUACAAAUUGCCAAUCAUCUCUUUCAACUCUCUCAAAUACAGUUCAAAUGAUGCUUCAGGGAGUUCACGGAGAAGCUCUUCUAUGUAAAUCUUUCUACACAAUCAGAGAUACUUUCACUUGUGGAGAAAGAGCUGUUAAGAACAAAUGUGAAGCUGAUGCAUUGACUGAUUUGCUUAGUUUGAAGACCAAGAUGACAUCCCUCGGAGAAGAAGAAGGUUGUCCAAGAGAUCCACCAGCAAAUCUUGAUGAAAUUAUUUCUCGUCCAGUUGCUCGUCCAACGCCAGUUACCAUGCCACCAAGAGCACCAACUGCCAAGCCACUUCCAAUCCCAUCUGCACCAACUCCUCCAGUUGCUUCAUCCAAGUGUUCUAUUGAAGAUCAAAAGAAGUUUGAGGAAUGUGUGAAGCCUCUUACUUCAUUCCAGCCACAUCCACUUUCAGUCAUCGCAAUUCCAAGAGAUAUUGAUCAGGCAUGUGAGGCAUUCCAUACGUUUAAGGCAUGUUCUGCAGAGAGUAACUGUCAUCCAUUAUGGGCUCGUGGAAUGAGUGCAAUGUUUGAGUAUGCUUGUAAUGAAGCAAAUGAGCAAUUCAAAAAGGUUCGAAAGUGUAUUCGUGAAACAUCAAUGAUUGAAGAAGUUCGUUCAUGUGUCUCUGACUUCUCCCGAGGAGCACCAACAGCCGCUUGCAUGUCCUCCAACCGUCUUCAUUCAUGUGCAAUCCCACAAAUUCAAGGAAAAUGCGGUCAAGAUGCUGCUGAUUGGGUAUCAAAUUACAUUAUCAGAUUUGCUAAUGCUAUUGAUGUCCGAUGCAAGGUUGGAAGACAACUUCCAGUGGGAAGAGUUGUUGGAAUUGGAUGUUCCGCUGAAGAGGAAUCAAUUAUUGAACACUGUGCAGCUCCACUCAAUGAUAUUGGGUCUCGAGUGGAAGAGUUGUUCGCAGGAGGAAUGCAGUCACUUAUCAAGAAUAUCAAUUCACUUGCUCCAGUGUUUGCAGGAGCUUGUAACUUGACUGAUGAAUUCAAAACCUGUGCUCAUUUCCUUCUCGAAGGACGUACGUCAUGUGUCGUCUCAUCUUGCAUGGUUGAGGCUGGAAGAGGAAUCUGUCAAUUGUCCGAUCCAGCUAAAGCAAUCGAUGACAAUCUCUCUUGCCUUUUCGGUCAAGCUCAAGAACCAAAGUUUGCUCAAUGUAUAAGAUCAACCAUCUCUACUUUGAAACAAUUCAACUUGUCAACUUUGAGAGCAGUUCUUCCAAAAUUCAUUGAUUGUACAAGAGACAUUGUUGUGGCUAAAUGUGGAGAGAGCCCAAUUAAGAUUAUGAAAGCAAUGAGCACUCCAGAUAUUUGCCCAAUUCGUCCACAUCAAGCUCCAAUUGUUCCAAUUAAUCAACCAGCAAGAGUCACUCCAACUCUUGAAACUGUUCUUUCAUCAUCCACAAUGGUUUCAACUUCUUCUGAAUCUGACUCUGAAUCUGCGCCGGAACAAGAAACAGAACCAACUGUUCCAUCUACAACCGAAACAACCGAAUCCCCAUCAACUCCAACUGAUGGAUGUGGAGAAUCUGGACUUGUUGAAUAUCUUCAAUGUGAAACACAUCUUGAUCAAUUCGCUUUCCGUCCAAUUUCUAUCAUCGGAGAUGCUUCUAAAUGGGAUCAAUUCUGUCAAAUGGCUAAUCAAACAUACAUUCCAUGUGUUGAAGGACUCAAGUGUAAAUAUGAGCCAGCUGCAUCUGCUCAAAUUGGUCUCAUUGACUCGAUUUGUAACAGAAAGAUCACUCUCAAAGAUCAGAAACAACACGGUAUGUGCCUCUCGGAGUACACCAAAUCCGAUGCUGGAGUUGCUUGCAUUUCUGAUUUUGGAAAGAUUGAUCAAUUGGAUAGCAGUUCUCCAGCACAAAUGUGUGAUGGAAUCAACCAGGUAAUGAGAUGUUCAACUAGUGAAAUCGAGAAGAGAUGCGGAUUUGACGCUGUUUUGCAUGUCUUCAGUAUUCAUAUGCACUGGGCUAAUCUAUUCAAUGCUUCUUGUAUAUUGGAGUCUCCAGAGCCAACGAAGGAUUCUACGAGCAUUGAUGUCAAUGAAGUAGAACCAUCUCGGGAUCAGAAGCCAGUAGUUGUAACAAAGGAUGAGACAACACCAGUAUCAAUCACAACUGCUAUGAAUAAUGAUAUCACAGAAUCAGAAACGACACAAAGUCCUCCAGUUCAAUCUUCUGUAUCAUUCCACAUUAUUCUGGCAGCACUUAUUCCAUUUUUUGCCCUUUUCUAGGUGCUUUCUUGCUCCAUUCUCACCGUUGAUUGUGAUGUCAUUGCACAUCGAUUUAUUUCUCAUACUGGUCAAUUUUCAUUGUUUUUUUUUAAUAUUCUUUGUUCAACUAUUUUAUCUUCAUAAUUUCCCCAAAAUGCUCCACUUCUUCCCAAACCUUUUUACAGAUCUUCUGCAGGGUUUCUUAACCUUUUUUCUUCUCUACUUUUAAUCACAUUUUCGCCAACUUCCACGUGUAUACGGUGUGCUACAUUAUUUGAUAGGCUUGAAGCCUGCAUUUGUAUACUUAUGAUGUAAUAAAUUAUUGAAACUUU
Messenger RNA from Caenorhabditis elegans, 4212 nucleotides. It is a transcript of the gene F44E2.4, whose product is annotated as LDL receptor domain-containing protein. Bases 50 to 3901 code for a protein of 1283 amino acids. Gene Ontology annotation, cellular component: membrane. Lineage: Eukaryota; Metazoa; Nematoda; Chromadorea; Rhabditida; Rhabditidae. The transcript is spliced from 7 exons. The record is from RefSeq and is marked reviewed.